This is a messenger RNA of Erigeron canadensis, 1847 nucleotides long. RefSeq lists its product as uncharacterized. Gene Ontology annotation, biological process: transmembrane transport. Bases 93 to 1610 code for a protein of 505 amino acids. Gene Ontology annotation, molecular function: transmembrane transporter activity. The transcript has 3 exons. Gene Ontology annotation, cellular component: membrane. The record is from RefSeq and is a predicted model, not a curated record. Lineage: Eukaryota; Viridiplantae; Streptophyta; Magnoliopsida; Asterales; Asteraceae.
UCAUAAUGAUGUACUACUUCUAAUUUUCCAACAAUUUCAUCAAAUACAUAAAAACACCCCAAUAAUAUCUCAAAAAAAUUUAAAAAAUAAAAAUGAGAGGGGAAACAGUGACAUUAAUACUAGUGAACUUGGCGGGAAUAAUGGAAAGAGCAGAUGAAUCAUUGUUACCUGGAGUAUAUAAAGAAGUGGGUCAAGAAUUACAUGCUGACCCGACCCGUUUGGGUUCAUUGACCCUUUUUAGAUCCAUGGUUCAAGCUGCUUGUUUCCCACUUGCUGCUUACUUGGCUGUUAGACAUAACAGGGCUCAUAUUAUUGCUUAUGGUGCUUUUUUAUGGGCUGCUGCCACUUUUCUUGUUGGCUUUUCUUCUUCUUUUCUUCAGGUCGCAAUAUCUAGAGGUUUGAAUGGUAUCGGCCUUGCAAUAGUUGGACCAGCAAUCCAAUCUUUAGUAGCCGAUUCAACCAAUGAUGAUAACCGUGGUAUGGCUUUUGGAUGGCUGCAGCUAACCAGUAACCUUGGUUCAAUCCUUGGUGGACUACUUUCAGUAUUAAUAGCAUCUACCACGUUUAUGGGAAUUGCUGGUUGGCGGAUUGCGUUUCAUCUUGUUGGAAUCAUCAGUGUAGUUGUUGGGAUAUUGAUGCGCCUGUUUGCUGAUGACCCACGCUUCGCAAAAGGUAUAGAAUCAGAAACGGUCGUAGAAAGUCAAACUUUAUGGUCAGAAGUCAAAUAUUUGAUGCGGGAAGCGAAAUCGGUUGUGAAGAUUCAGUCUUUUCAAAUUAUAGUUGCACAAGGUGUCACUGGUUCGUUUCCAUGGUCAGCAUUGUCAUUUGCUCCUAUGUGGUUGGAACUCACGGGUUUUUCUCAUAAAAUCACGGCUGUCUUGAUAUCUUUAUUUGUGAUUGGUAAUUCUCUUGGCGGUUUGUUUGGAGGAUGGGCUGGUGAUAUCUUGUCAAAGCGGUUUCCUAGUUCAGGGAGGAUUGUUCUAUCACAAAUCAGCUCGGCGUCUGCUAUUCCAUUAGGAGCGUUGCUUUUGCUGGCAUUAAAGGAUGAUCCAUCCGCUUUGUUUUCUCACGCUAUUAUGUUGUUUGUGACAGGCUUUUUCAUUUCAUGGAAUGCUGCAGCUACAAACAAUCCUAUUUUUGCAGAGAUUGUUCCGGAGAAAUCACGAACUACCAUUUACGCAUUAGACCGAUCGUUUGAAUCAAUACUAGCUUCAACUGCUCCUCCUAUAGUUGGCUUGCUGGCCCAACAUGUUUAUGGUUACAUACCAAUUGAGAAAGGUUCUGAAAGUAUUGCAACAGAUCGAGGUAAUGCGACAUCAUUGGCUAAAGCACUAUAUGUCUCAAUCGGGAUUCCCAUGGCAUUGUGUUGCUUUAUCUACUCCUUUUUGUACAAAACCUACCCAAGAGACAGGGAACGGGCCCGAAUGGAAGCUCUUAUAGAAGCUGAAAUGGAAACAUUGGAUGAACAAAAAUCCAGGUAUGGGUUUGAUGAUGAUAGAAUGAGUAUGGAGAUGGAAUAUGAUGUUGGAGAAGACUCGGUUGGGUUAGAUGAAAGUGAUGAGAAGGCGUUGCUUUAUAGGCAGCUGACAUUUGCAGAUAUGGCGGUAUAGAUGUUAUACAACAACCAUAGUAAGGUUGUCAGAUUUUUACGGGUUUGAGGUAGUUAUACAUAUCUCAAAACAAUUAUCAUAAUAUACUUCAUAGCCCUCAGGUAUAGAAAAAUUAACCAGUUGGAUAGAAAAGUGAACAGCCUUUUUGUCCCGUCACAGUUUUGGUAUAUCUUUCAUAUUUAGGCCAGAUAUUGGCUGAAGUAUUUACAAUUGAAAUGAUUUUGACGUUUUAUCAAA